CGCGGUCGUGCUCGCGCGGAUAGAGGCGGUCCUGCGCUGGUUGAUUGAUCCCUUGGCUCAACCCGCAACGGCCAUGGUCUGCUGCAUUAGGCGAGCGAAACCGCUGCUCUUGUCCUGAGGAGAUGAAUAGUUCAGCUUUCUAAGGCAGUCUCAGAGCCAAGUGGAAGGAGGGCAGACAUUGUCCGUAGAUCGCCUUCAACCCUUUGCUUUGCUUCAGAUGAACAGCCAAGUUGGGUCCAACAACCAGAAGAACUUGGAUGUGGUCUACCAGGAUCUCACUACGAUUCUUGGUCUUGGCAGGUUUGACUCCGGGAACCUCGCUCCUGGCUUGCCCCUCAAAUGUGACAUGGAUCCCAUAAAUUUGGUCCGUAUCAGGAACUUGUCCUUCGAGAAUGGACUUAAGCCGGCUGAGAGUUCGGGUGAUAGUCUGCAAGACAUGUCUUCUACCGGCGAGAGCCCGCACGCGGGGAAAGUCAAAUUCAUGUGCAGCUUUGGCGGGAAGAUCCUGCCGAGGCCUAGUGAUGGGGUGCUCAGAUACGUAGGUGGGGAGACACGGCUCGUGUCGAUAUCCAGAAACUUCUCGUGGAAGGAACUUGUGCAUAAAACCCUCUCGAUCUACAGCCAGCCUCAUAUCAUCAAGUACCAGCUUCCUGAUGAGGACCUUGAUGCUCUGAUUUCCCUCUCGUGUGACGAGGAUCUUCAGAAUAUGAUGGAGGAGUACUACAGCCUUGAGAAGGCCAAUGGCUCGACGAGGCUUCGCAUAUUUCUUGUCUCCCUGACUGAGUGUGAGGAUUCAUCGUUGAGUGCAAGAAGCCUAGAGAGUGAACCGGAAUAUAAUUUUGUCGUGGCUGUGAACAAUCUGAAACAGAGCACCAGUGGCAACAAUUUGGUUGGCCAGGUGAGCCAACAGUUGGAUGAUUCCCUACUCCCUUGCCGAGACUCAACUGUCUGUCAGACGGAUAGAGAGAGUGGAGGUACAGCAUUGGCUGGAACAGCCUUAAACGAGUCUUCCUCUCAGUUUUUUCUUGCUCCAUACUCACAACAGAUGGUGGCUGAGUCAGCAGCCACUUCCUCCCCAAGCUUAAAUCGGCAGAGGACCACAAAACAGUCUAGGCUGUGGAUGUCUGGAGACAAAUCAACAAUGAACCAAGAGCAUGAGAACAGAAAUGAAGUUUUCAAUGAAUCAAAUCUGAAAUCCAUACUGCCGGACCAUCAAGAUAAGAAACAAAAUUAUGCAGACACAGCUGCUGGAAUUGGAUCUUCUGCCCACCAUCUUCAAAUUCAAAGGCAGGCAAAAGAUUCAGGUAUUCCUCGAAAUGAGAGUGACUUGAGUUCACAUACCAACUAUGAUAUGUUUACUCCAAUGGAGAGGCCCUUUUAUUCUGAAAAGGUGCCCAUGCAUCUAGAGAGUGCUAGUUGGGUAUCUGGACUGCAUGAAUACUCUGGUCAAAUUCAUGGCAUGCCUCAUGCCUUUUCUGAUCCUUUGCUGAACGAUCGCACUGAAGUACCUGCAUCCAAUUUGUCAUUAACCUUUGAUUCAUACAUACCACCAUCAUUUUCCCAGAAAGUAUGUCAAGCUAAUGAGCUGCAGAGAACAAUAAGCGGGACUAGGCCAGAUCUUGUAUGUGUUAAUCCACCUGAGACUGCUCAAACUGACGAACCAAAGUACAUUGUUUCUAAUCAUAUCGAUCAGUGGUACAAUCAAGGAGUUACUGGUUCAGCCACUUCAGCGGCAGCAGUAUAUUACCAACAAGAUAGUUUGUCUAGUAACAUGGUACAAACAGGCCACAAUGGUGGUCCUGUUGUUAAACAGCAGGAGAAGUUUUAUCAUCAGGAGAACAGCGCAGGUCCCAGUGUGGCUCCCCAGUGUGUUGAUAUAGGGUUCAAUCUGAACCACGCACGGGAUGCAAGGCUGUCCUCAAAUGAGUUGGAUGCUCUAGAAAGCUCAGGUCUGCCGUCGAUGCUUGCUACUGAUAAUUGCCACUCGCAUCUUCUUGAUGGAUGCCCUAAUGGAUCUCUAACAGAGAAUGCAGAUCGUGGAUCUUACAUGGAGAAACUGAAUUCAGGGCGUGUUGCUACAAGUUAUGGAACUGCUGGUUGUGUGCAUGCCAAUGGUAAAGUUACUCCUGGACCACACAUUCUGCUUCCUAUAGACCCUUUUGAAGCAUUUGCACCACAGAGAUCAGUGGAAAAUGGGCCAUCCGGUGUAUACGGGAACGGAAUUUUUGACCAGUCAUUGGUGCAUAGCUCUGGUUUGGCCACCUCUCCACCUAUUGGGCUAAGUAAUGCUAAUCUUAAUGUAAACAUGCAUGGCAAUGACACUUUCAAGGAUGGGGACUCAAGGAGAGAGGUUCCUCUUCUUGAUCAGCGCAAUAUCACCUUUGGUGAUGUAGGAUUAACUGGAUUUAAUCAUGCCAUCAAUAGUGAGAACAUGAAUCUGAAGGACAGAAUGCAAAAUAACGUUCAAACGGAUGCACUUGUUAUUGUUGAGAACGUGAUGGACAAUAUGCAUUCAGGCAUUCCAUCAUCCAGACCAAUUCCUCAGGCCGAAGUGACAGCUGAAGAAUGGCAGGAAGUGAUUAUUUCAUCAAACAAGGAUGAUGAUGCUAGGAGCAAUGGGCCAGAGUUAGCUAAUGAGGAUUAUGAUGAUAAAGGUGCUGUAGAUGGGUCCAUGAGUGAUGCUCAGAUAGCUGAACUUGAAGCCAGCGUGUAUGGCUUACAGAUCAUAAGAAAUGCUGACCUUGAGGAGUUACGCGAAUUGGGAUCUGGCACGUUUGGAACAGUGUACCAUGGAAAGUGGCGAGGGACGGAUGUUGCUAUCAAACGUAUCAAAAAAAGCUGUUUCGCUGGGAGAUCAUCUGAGCAAGAGAAACUUACCAAAGACUUUUGGAGGGAGGCGCAAAUUCUUUCAAAGCUACAUCAUCCAAAUGUUGUUGCUUUCUAUGGUGUGGUUCCUGAUGGAACAGGGGGAACAUUAGCAACCGUGGCAGAAUUCAUGGUGAAUGGAUCACUAAGGAAUGUUCUUGUAAGGAAGGACAGAAUGUUUGAUCGUCGGAAAAAGCUCAUCAUUGCUAUGGAUGCGGCAUUCGGGAUGGAAUAUUUGCACUCGAAAAGCAUAGUCCAUUUUGAUUUGAAAUGCGACAACUUGCUCGUUAACAUGAGAGAUCCUCAGAGGCCAAUCUGCAAGGUUGGAGACUUUGGAUUAUCUAGAAUUAAGCGCAACACUUUGGUUUCUGGUGGUGUACGGGGCACCCUACCAUGGAUGGCACCAGAGCUGUUGAAUGGCAGCAGCAGCCGAGUGUCUGAGAAGGUGGACGUGUUCUCUUUCGGGAUAGUCUUAUGGGAGAUCUUGACUGGUGAGGAACCAUAUGCGAACAUGCAUUGUGGUGCUAUCAUAGGCGGUAUCGUCAAUAACUCUCUCCGGCCUCAAAUACCUGAAGCCUGCGACCCUGAAUGGCGAAAACUAAUGGAGCAAUGUUGGUCAGCCAAUCCUGAUGUCCGCCCAUCCUUCACCGAGGUCACAGACAGAUUGCGAGCCAUGUCAGCGAUGCUUCAGUCAAAGGGACAGGCUCCAGAAAACAGAUGAAGCUACACACAAUCAACUAUCAACAUAUUUGUCAGCAAGGAGAUGGAUCAGAUCACUCCCCACUGGCGCCUUUAUGUGCAUAGAUAGAGUAUAUACUAUACAUACAUGUAUUUACGGUCACGGUGUGUAUUCUAUUCCGAUGUAUCUAUGCUUCCUUUUUUUUCUUACCAAUUUUGUAGGGUUUCUGAAGUAAUGACGUGUAUCUAUCCGAGUUAACUUGUACUGAAGGCAUCUUCUGGCCUUGGUCAAGCUUUUUUGGCAUCUUCUUUUGUAGAUUGUGAACUUGUGAUGGUCUACCAAACCACUCAAGCUCUUCUCUUUAGGGCAUUCGCUUGUAAAAAUAUACGACACUGUAAGUAUAUAGAAGAUGAACCGGCAAAAAUAUGUUGGCUUGCCAUUUUUUGAAAGUGAAAUUGAGAAAUAAGUGAUUUUGCUGCC
Lolium rigidum is the source of this 4024-nucleotide messenger RNA. RefSeq names its product dual specificity protein kinase splB-like. Gene Ontology annotation, molecular function: protein kinase activity; protein binding; ATP binding. The transcript has 9 exons. Bases 218 to 3586 code for a protein of 1122 amino acids. Gene Ontology annotation, biological process: protein phosphorylation; signal transduction. The record is from RefSeq and is a predicted model, not a curated record. Gene Ontology annotation, cellular component: cytoplasm. NCBI's taxonomy places the organism in Eukaryota, Viridiplantae, Streptophyta, Magnoliopsida, Poales, Poaceae.